Cryptotermes secundus is the source of this 4602-nucleotide messenger RNA. It is a transcript of the gene Cow, whose product is annotated as proteoglycan Cow. Gene Ontology annotation, biological process: establishment of protein localization to extracellular region. The coding region runs from base 223 to 1836 and encodes 537 amino acids. The transcript has 11 exons. NCBI's taxonomy places the organism in Eukaryota, Metazoa, Arthropoda, Insecta, Blattodea, Kalotermitidae. Gene Ontology annotation, molecular function: protein binding; calcium ion binding. The record is from RefSeq and is a predicted model, not a curated record.
GUAGUUGGCCGCCACCUAUUGAGGUUCAGAUGAAACAUCUCGGUUGUUCCGCGUCUGUCAGAGUGGAGUGAAUUUUGUUUUGGUGGUGGGUUUGGUUCGAAAAGCCGCGGAAUUCGUGUGCAUACUGCAUAAAUCUCAUAGAAGAGAAGCGUUGUACUUUGAAGGCAAGAAUAAUCAUUAAUCUUUCGCCGUUCUUGACAGUGGUUUACUGCCAAUUCGCAAAUGAAAAUCCUUUGGAUUAUUGUGCUGUUCGGCUUCUUGGCCGCGGCAGUGGAAGCAAAGAGAAAGAGAAAAUUCGAAGGUGAUUUCGAAUUUGCUGAAGAGGAUGAAUCCCGGAAUGUGGGGGGUAGCAGUGGGGCACUGAAAGUGGCCGAGAAGAAGAGAUGGAUCCAUGACCCAAACAGUGAUUUGUGCCAUCCUCUCAACUGCAAGAAGAAGGAACUGUGUCUUCUGGAGGACGCUUUUACUGCCGUGUGCGUGAGCAAGAAGGAGCUGCACAAGAAUGGAGACGUGGUGAUUCCCAAGUCCAAGUUCCUGGCUGAGGAAGAGGCGAAGAGGAAGGCAGCUGCAGCAGCAGCCGCGGCGGCGGCAGACAGUCAUGAGGAUGAUGACGGAGAUGAUGACGUCUUCUACGACAGCGAGGAUGACCAGGAUGAUGACGAUGAUAGUAGCGACCCCGUUUCGAGAUGUAAUCCUUGUCCUGUUGUGAAGCCGACCUUCCUGUGUGGUACAGAUAAUAGAACAUAUAGUUCAUUAUGUCGCCUGGACUACCACAACUGCAUCCACCACACAGUAAUCCGUGUUGGCUGCAAAGGAUUUUGUCCGUGCAAAGAUGGUGAACUCCACAUGCGAAAGAAACAGCGCCAGUCAGAGAAACUGAACAGCCUGAUGAACAAAUACAAGCUUACUGCUGAGAAGGAAAAGAAACAACAGCAGCAACAACAGCAGCAGCUCAGCAAGAACAACGGCAACAAACCCAUCAGAGUGCCGCAGGACAAGUACACCUUCACACCCGAGGAUUUCAAAUAUGAAAACAAACACUACAAGUAUAUCAAAUACACAAAGUAUAAUAAGGACCUGUAUGCUGCUACAAACCCUCCGUACUCAGAUGACAAGGACCGUCAGAGGGGAUAUAAUGAGGUGUUAGACACAAAACCUUCCAUUAACCACCUCUCAUCCAACUCUUGGAGCAAGGAGUGCUCUCCUUCUGCACUGCAAGCCAUGGGCAACCGUCUGCUGGACUGGUUUUCUGUUGUCAUGGCUGAAGCAAAGCGUCGUCGCACCCACAACAAAGGGAAAGCUCACUUCCCUGGCUCAUGCAAAAGUGAGGUGCGAUGGAUGUUCCAACACCUGGAUUUGGAUGCAGAUGACCAGCUCUCUUUGCAAGAGCUGUAUGAUUUAGAGCAUGAUCAAAGUGAGAAAUGCAUCAAGCCAUUCCUUGAUGCUUGUGAUGCUAACCAUGACAUCUUUGUGUCACCACAUGAAUGGUGCCGCUGCUUUGAGAAGACAGACCGACCCUGUGCUGCUGUCAAAAGAAGGAUAAGUCCAGACCUUCUUGGGGUGUACAUUCCGGAUUGCGAUGAUGAGGGUUACUACCGUCCAACGCAGUGUCAUACCUCUGUGGGCAUGUGCUGGUGUGUGGAUAAGCAUGGUGUUGAAAUGGCCAAUUCACGCACACGUGGGAAACCUAACUGUGAAAAUUUAUUGGUGAAAAGUAGCAAGGUCUCCAAUGCCAGCUCCAAGAGUGACAAUAGUGACAACAGUGACAUUGAUGAUGAAGAUGAUGAUACAGAGCAGGACAUAGAAGGCAGUGCUGACCAACCACUCGAUUUCUAAACUCUCCACAGCGCCUCCAUCAGAAUUACAACCAAUGACAGAGCUCCAAUCAAUACAUGUCUGAUUGGGGGCCAACUCCUAUAGCCUGCAACUGGAGGAGAAGUUUACAUGACCAUCUUGCCUAGAAGAGGAAUUCAUAAUUAACUUCAUAACUUAAUUGCUUCAGAGACAAAGGAACAAUCCAGCAUAAAGACUUUAUUAAUUACACACAUAAAUAACACUGUUUGUCCUGUUGUCAUUCACUCCAUAUGGAAUAGAGCAGCAUUAACCUGAAUAUAGCAGCAGACAGGAAUCAGAGACAGAACCAUUGGGACGACUCAUUACUCACACUAAUAUUAAUGGUAAUACAUAUACUAAUGUUGAAAAUCAACUGCUUCACAAUAUGCACUACAGAUCAAGUCACGUUGAUUCUUAAGCCUUUCCAUGAGAUGAGCAUAUUUGUAGAUGUCACUAGAGACACCUAGUGUAAAGGAGACAAAGAGAAUGAUUUGCAGUGUUGGGUCUUACCACAUCUCAGUACUGUAUAGUUAGCACUAUAAUGUAUCUCUUAUUUUUUCUUUGUAAGUGGUAGUAUUCUAAAAAAAUUGGCAGCAUGGAGUUCUUUAACUCCAUUUGAUUUUCUUCCCAGAAGUUUUUGUGUGAUAGUUGUCCAUAAUAUGUCUGUAUUUUCUGCAUCAGUAAAUUAUGUAUUAAAAGCCUGGGGAAAAAAUAAGAUUUUUAGAAACUGAAUUAAUGUUUUUAAACAUAAAUAGAUUAUUAUGUGGUUAUUUAUUACUACAGAACCACCCUCUUUUCUUUGCCAGUGAUUAAAAUAAUGAGAAAGUGAAGUAAACCUACUGAAAUGUGUGAAGUUUGUACUAAUGCCUCCACACUGUUGUGUAGCAUUUGUAACAUGCACCUUACAGUGCACAGAAAAUGCUUUAAACAACAAACAUUCCUUUGACCACUCUAAUGAGAACCCAAUUUCUUACUUCAAAUCAGCUGAGAGAUGAGAUUUAACAAGGGACAUUUUGACAAAAGAUGAAUGAUAUACAUAGUACACAACAUUCUGUACUCUAUUGCUAACCAAAGCAUCCCAUUAAAAAUGAAUGACUUAGGUGCAUAAAUACUGACGCAGUUUAUUACCCAUUUAGAGUUUUGGCUUAAAAUGUUUAUACAUAUAUAUAUAAAUAUAUAUUUAGUUGUAAGGUAGUAUGUCUUGUUGAGCUAUCUGCAUUGAUUUAUCUUUCUAUAUCAAGGAAUGGGGACUCUUAUUUAUUGAGUGAUAUUAAAAGCUUAUGUUUGUUAGCCAUUGCUCUAGACCGUCCAAUGCUUCACUCACACACUUAGCUUAGUCUGCUUAAUAAAUCUUCAUCCUGGAGAAUGUACAUAACAUCAUAUAUUAUUUCCAACACAGUGCAAUCACUGCAGUACAAGUAUUAUAUUCAAGUAUUUGCAACAGUAGUGCCAUGUCCCAUGCUCAAUUCUGCCAUAACCCCACUGUCUUUGGUAGUUACAGUCAUUGAGAGAAGUGGACAAAAUUAGAGAGAUUAUGUAAAAUAGUGCAAAUUUUAUAUUGUGUCACAUUCAUAUACUGUUCUCAAAAUAAAGGAAUGUUAUCUUUCCAGCUUUAUUUCGCUUGCAUACUUAAAAAAUACUUUUAUAUUUUAUCAAAGAACUGUUCAUGUUUGGGAUAGUCUUAUUUGAGAUGAGACCUAAUGAUACAGUACUUUGUAUUGACUAAAUAAAUUUGAGCAUAAUAUCAAGUGCAAAGUUUUCCAGCAGAAUACCAAAAAUAACUCACAGGAUGUGGGAUGUGCCAUUUUGAUUUUAGUUGGAUGCUGUGUUGCAUAACACCCUGUGGCUAGCUGUUUGAAUCCCUCAUUGCUAGCAACAAGCACAGAUUGUUUGCCAGAAGCUAUUCGUUAUCAUUGAGAUGUAAGUGUAUACUCAUUUUAACUAUAACAGUGUAUCAGUGUGCCCAGUUUUUAUAAGUAAUGUAACAUUUUAUUCGUGUGUCCUUUGUUUUCUUGGUCAGUAGAAAACAGUAAACUAAUGAUCAAUGUACUUUUGCUAACUGAACUGGUAGUUUUGGAGAAAGAGAUGCAUUCGGCAUAGACCAACAUUUGGUAGCAUGUUUUGUGUGAUUUUAUUGUUCAGAUACUGUAGAAACGGUGGGAAUUUUGGAAGUAGGAAUGUUUUAACUCGAGCAAUGCUGAACAAAUCCAUGUAAAUAAAUCCUAGACUUAUUUCUCUUUCUUCCAAUCAGUUUGGAAUCUCUUAAUGCCAAAGGCAAUUAGUUGCUUUCCUAAUGUAUCAAGUAGAAAAGGGAAAAUGGAAGAGGACGUAACUAUGGUAAAAUGUUGUAAAACAUAGAUAUUGUGUAAGUAAUUGAAAUAAAGUUGUAUACUAUUCCUCAUGCCCUUUUGUUCCCGUCUGCAAGACAUCUGUGAGACUGCGGUGUAUGUAUUGUUUAAUUGAUGUACUUUACAGGGACAAGAAAUUAAAAAAUACUUAAAAUUAUAUGAACACAUAUACGUAUGUAUGCAAAACUCUUUAUUUUAUAAUACAGAACAGGUAUAAUCUUAACUUCAUUUUCAGGUGGUUUAUGAAGAACAAUAAAUACUGUUUCUAGGAAUCUAUUCUGUAGAUGAACAAAAAAAUAUGGCAACUUGUGUGGCAAUAAAAUUAUCUAUAGAUUUUUCAGUCUUCACUCGUCCAAAAGGCUGAUUAUUAACUGGUGUAUAUGUUUUAAAAAAUUAUAAUUAAUAAAAAUAUUAAACAAUG